UGAUUCUAACAUACCAACUUAUUGGGACAUUGCUCUCAGACCCCUCUGCAAAAAUUAUACGUGAUAUUGGAACUCAAGUACAUCUAGCCAAUGUAUCCCGUUUACCUAGAAUUCAGUUCGACUUUUUAUCAAUAAAAGAGACAAAUGAAGAGAGGAUAACCCGAGAACAACGUCAAGAGUCAAUUAGAAAUGGCUUUCUCCAUGCUUGGCGCGGCUAUACUAAAUACGCGUGGGGAUAUGAUGAACUAAGACCUGUUAGCAAUGGAAGUAACAAUAAUUUUAAUGGGUGGGGUGCAACAAUAGUUGAUUCUCUGGAUACUAUGUGGAUAAUGGAUUUAAAGGACGAAUUUAAUAAAUCUAGAGAUUUUGUAAGCAAGGUGGAUUUCUCCACGAGCGAUGGGUUUAUUAGUGUAUUUGAGACAACGAUUAGAUAUUUGGGUGGAUUAUUAAGUGCAUUCGAAUUGUCAGAUGAUCCAAUCUUUUUAGAGAAAGCGUAUGAAUUAGGGACUGCUUUGCUACCUUCCUUUAAUAGUUCUACUGGAUUACCAUAUAACGAAUUGUCACUUGCAAAGUACGAUUAUUCCAUUUCAACGUAUUUAGAGAUGAAUAAGUAA
This is a messenger RNA of Acaulospora colombiana, 614 nucleotides long. NCBI's taxonomy places the organism in Eukaryota, Fungi, Glomeromycota, Glomeromycetes, Diversisporales, Acaulosporaceae. The record is from the annotation of a GenBank genome assembly.